This is a messenger RNA of Neoarthrinium moseri, 1515 nucleotides long. RefSeq lists its product as uncharacterized. Gene Ontology annotation, biological process: negative regulation of transcription by RNA polymerase II. The record is from RefSeq and is a predicted model, not a curated record. NCBI's taxonomy places the organism in Eukaryota, Fungi, Ascomycota, Sordariomycetes, Amphisphaeriales, Apiosporaceae. The coding region runs from base 1 to 1515 and encodes 504 amino acids. The transcript has 10 exons. Gene Ontology annotation, cellular component: ESC/E(Z) complex. Gene Ontology annotation, molecular function: protein binding; nucleosome binding.
AUGCCAUCCGCCAUCGCGAACGACGAAUGGGACCUCCCCCGCCUGAAAGCCUCCAUCGGAUUCGAGGAUGAAACUCGAUACUCCUCGGUUUAUGAUCAAGACACCGAAUUCUUUGAUGUCAAGUUUUACCCCUUCCUCGAGGCCACCGAGGACCCUGUCUUUGCGGCAGUCAGUAAGAAACAUAUUGUGAUCUAUCGAUUGUCGAACACGGCAAACCCGCCUUAUGAAUUAAUCCGGCUUUUAAGAGACGAUGAUGACCAAGCUGUGAACUGCAGCUGCACGUGGAGCAAAGACCCAGAGACUGAAAUUCCUUGGCUCUGUGUGGCGGGACGGGAUGCAAAAAUCAAGAUCUACGAUGUGUUUAACGGGUCUUUAAUCAAGACACUCGUGGGUCAUGGCGCCGAAAUCAACGAUCUUGCUACAUGUCCGACAAACCCUUUACUGAUUGCUUCCGCCUCCGAUGAUACUAGCGUGCGGAUAUGGAGUCUUGAUCCUAGCGAUGAUAAGCAACCGUGUGUUGCUAUCCUUGGCGGAGAAGGGCACUCCUCUGGUCUUCUCACGGCAGCAUUUCAUAACGGCGGUCGAUAUCUUCUCUCUGCCGGCCACGACAACUGUUGGACAUUGCCAGAUCUUUCGGUGCGACCUAGAGACAAGAACCCUCCACCUCCCGUUAUCGUCCAUUAUCCUCACUUUUUCACGUCCGAGGUUCAUAGUGGAAUCGUCGAUUGUGUCGCUUUCUUCGGUGACUUGAUUCUCUCCCGAGCUUGUCACGAAGACAUCAUUGUCCUGUGGCGUAUUGAAGGGUUCUCCUCUCAGGACCCUCCACCUCCUCCGUCGAGCGCGCCUACUACUAGUGAUACGGAACGCUUAACCCGGUCAGCCUUCGCGCCAGCAACUGCUUCAACUUGCCCUCCGCAGUAUACGCGCAUGAUCCAGUUUCACACCCCCGGAAGCGGUCACCAGUUCUACAUGCGCUUCAGGCUAUACCAUGAUAAGGAAAAGCACCCCGUGCUUGCCUUUGGCAAUGCGCACUCUACCAUCUUCUUCUGGGACCUGGCGAGAUUGACAGGCUACCACGCGUUCAUGAACGAGCUCGACAAUCCAGAUCGCCAAGAGCCGGUCCACCGGCCAAGCUGGCUCCAGCCAAUCGUCCAUAAGCAGAAGGGCGACCCGGUCAGCAAGGUGAAGGACGCAGAAGAUAGGGACUCUGUGAUCUCGGGGCAGACCGGUAGCGGCAGCGACAUAGGCCCCCAGGCCAACACGGUCACCCACUACACCCCGGAGACGCUGGACAUGUGGAAGGGCAAAUAUGACAUGACCCGCGUGGACGAGGCGAUCAAGGCCCACUCGCAGAGCACCAUCACCAUUAAGGAUUUCAUCGGCAGGCAGGUGGCUUGGAGCCCGCAGGGAGACUGGUGCGUCGUGGUCGGCAGCAAGAACCUUGCGGUCAUCAUGAACAGGUGGCAGAAGAAGGACAAAGACGACAAGAAGUCGAGCACCACUAAGGUAUUGUAA